Paramecium pentaurelia is the source of this 277-nucleotide messenger RNA. NCBI's taxonomy places the organism in Eukaryota, Ciliophora, Oligohymenophorea, Peniculida, Parameciidae. The record is from the annotation of a GenBank genome assembly.
AUGCUACCUGUUUAAUUAUUGGGAUUAUUCUUUGCAGAAUUUUAUUUUUAUAGUUUUUAAGAUCAUUUAAAUUAAAACUUAACUCCUUGUUUUAAGAUAUUUUUGAAUAUUCUAGUUCAAAUUAAUUUUGUAACCUUUUAUUUCUCUUAUGUAAGAACAUUAACUAUUUCUUUAGUAAAGAAAGAAAGAGAUUAAUAUUGAAGAUGACAAAUCUUCAAGUGUAAGUAAUGAAGCAUCAUUGAUUUAUAAUCAAAAUAAUGAAAUAUCAGCAAAUUGA